Pan troglodytes (chimpanzee) is the source of this 1247-nucleotide messenger RNA. It is a transcript of the gene STARD6, whose product is annotated as StAR related lipid transfer domain containing 6. NCBI's taxonomy places the organism in Eukaryota, Metazoa, Chordata, Mammalia, Primates, Hominidae. Gene Ontology annotation, molecular function: lipid binding. The record is from RefSeq and is a predicted model, not a curated record. The transcript is spliced from 8 exons. Bases 342 to 1010 code for a protein of 222 amino acids.
GAGCGUUAGGUCGCGACCCCUGCUGGAAGGUGCUGUUUCUCCCUCCUUUCUGGGGCAUCCAAGUCGCUGCCCCCCACGCCCUUCCAACCUCCGUCACAGCUAUUCUCGGCCAGUUUGCGCGGGGACUGGCUGAUCUCCCUUCGGCCGGCCCCGGGGUCUGCGGGAGGGGACUGGGUGGGGAGGGAGACUUAAGGGCGCUGGCAGCUGUCGUUCCGGUCGCUGAGAGUCGGCCCCACAGCUCCAGUUUUUCCAAGUUAAGAGAUAUGGAGAUUUCCACAAGGAUUUGGAGAGGAGCCUCAGCAGUUACUAAAAUUCUGCAUUAGAUCUGUCAGGAAAGAUAGAUGGACUUCGACUUCAAGGCAAUUGCCCAACAAACUGCCCAAGAAGUUUUAGGUUAUAAUCGAGAUACAUCAGGCUGGAAAGUGGUUAAAACUUCAAAAAAGAUAACUGUUUCCAGUAAGGCUUCUAGAAAAUUCCAUGGAAAUCUAUAUCGUGUUGAAGGGAUAAUUCCAGAAUCAGCAGCUAAACUAUCUGAUUUCCUCUACCAAACUGGAGACAGAAUUACAUGGGAUAAAUCAUUGCAAGUGUAUAAUAUGGUACACAGGAUUGAUUCGGACACAUUCAUAUGUCAUACCAUUACACAAAGUUUUGCCGUGGGCUCCAUUUCCCCUCGAGACUUUAUCGACUUAGUGUACAUCAAGCGCUACGAAGGAAAUAUGAACAUUAUCAGUUCUAAAAGUGUGGAUUUUCCAGAAUAUCCUCCAUCUUCAAAUUAUAUCCGCGGUUAUAACCAUCCUUGUGGCUUUGUAUGUUCACCAACGAAAGAAAACCCAGCAUAUUCCAAACUAGUGAUGUUUGUCCAGACAGAAAUGAGAGGAAAAUUGUCCCCAUCAAUAAUUGAAAAAACCAUGCCUUCCAACUUAGUAAACUUCAUCCUCAAUGCAAAAGAUGGAAUAAAGGCACACAAAACUCCAUCAAGACGUGGAUUUCAUCAUAAUAGUCAUUCAUGAUAUCAAAAGAAGAAAUGAGGCCGUUCUGCUAUAAAAUCAUGUGUAGUAGUUAUUGCUGUUUACUUCUAAGUCAACACACAUAAAUAAUACUGUUAAACUAUUCUAGACAGUAUUCUUGUACACAUGGCUGAAGAUAGUUCAUAAAAAUAAGAACUCAUAGUUGUACAAGAAUAUGGCAUUAAAUACAGUUUUUAAUCUCAUGUAAGAAUGAUGUUAAAUAAAAGUGUUAUUAGUAUA